GUAUGCAGUACCAGCGCCCAUGCGGUUAAUUAUAGAAGCCCAAUUAGCAUGUGUUUUUUGGGACCGUAUUUUGAGUAUGCCGAUUCGUCUCCUUAUCUCUAGUCUUUAUAAUUUUAAUAUAUGCUCGAAGUGCAUAACAGGCUGGGGGGUGCUAUUUGUAGUACAAAACUUGAAGAGUUAUUAGGAGAUAUUGAACAAUUUGAUUUAAACAAUAAACGUAAUGAAUAUCUAAGAAUUAACUCUCGUUUAGCUCAUGUACAUAGAAGGUUAGAAUUUAUUUUUCCUCCUGAUAAACUAGUUAAAGAUAAAGAACAUCUUAUGGAUUUGUCUAAAGACUUAGUAUAUAAUAUAGAGCAAAUUAAUGCACCUAAAACGGUUGAUAUAGUUAAUGAUGAUGUAUCAAAUUCAUCAAUACUAGAUAUACCUGUUAAUGAACUUUCAGAAUUUUUAGAUAAUAUCGAUGUUAAUAAGGACAAAGGAGGUUCAACACCUAAACAAAACGUUGAUUUUUAAAGUUUUCUGGAUUUCUGCUUUAAAUUAUCGUACAAUUGAACUGACUAAUUGUGUGUUUAAGUAAAGGUAUAUCUCUUUUUUGUUAUAACAGUCUUUGUAUAUUGUUCUAACUUUUUAGAUAAUCAG
Molecule: messenger RNA, 639 nt
Organism: Psylliodes chrysocephalus
Lineage: Eukaryota; Metazoa; Arthropoda; Insecta; Coleoptera; Chrysomelidae
Source: the annotation of a GenBank genome assembly